AUGAUGAAUUGGACAGGCGGCCAGCUGCAGCGUCAUCACAAUCGCUCAGGCCUGUUGACCAAGACUCAGAAACAAAAUUUCGCCAAGUCAAGACUCCAAAAGGGCACGGUCGUUCCCCCGCCUUCGCCAUUCAGUAACUUUCCUGAUAUUGGAUUCAAGGGCUCGAGCACUAGGAAAAAAGAUGAGAAAGCAGAGACAAAUGGAAAUCAGGUUACAGAAAAGCCAGCCUCACAUUUGACUGGUGAUCAAUCCUCUCAUAGUGGCAGCGGAUUGAGCGAGGUCAAGCGCCAGCUGCUAAAGGAACCUGAUUGGGCAGCCGUGUCUGUCACACGUCCACUCGAGCUUGCAUUUACAUCCGUGGAGGAAGUCGAGCGGUUUGGGAAGCGACGAAAGCUAAAUGACAGGGACAGAAAACGUCUGGUAGCAGCUAACAACAACAAAUCUACUUUUUUUGAGUGGCCCAGACACCCACAAAGAAGCAGAAAUUCAUCCUCGGUGAUCGAUACCAUCGAAGAAGACAUCCUUUUUGAGUUCAACGGACGACCAGUGGCGCAAUCCAAUGGCAGCUCAGGGGCGGUCCUGAACAGCAUGUCAUCACAGCCAAUGUUACUUGAUCAUGAAGUAUCUUCCAUUGCGGACCAGGACCUGGGCAAAGAAAACUUGACAGCUACCUGGAUUACCAGUCUCUUUCCCUGUUCACAGUGA
Molecule: messenger RNA, 705 nt
Organism: Penicillium coprophilum
Lineage: Eukaryota; Fungi; Ascomycota; Eurotiomycetes; Eurotiales; Aspergillaceae
Exons: 2
Coding region: 1-705 (234 amino acids)
Source: RefSeq, a predicted model, not a curated record